This is a messenger RNA of Mesocricetus auratus (golden hamster), 1426 nucleotides long. It is a transcript of the gene Nt5c3b, whose product is annotated as 5'-nucleotidase, cytosolic IIIB. Gene Ontology annotation, cellular component: cytoplasm. Bases 105 to 1043 code for a protein of 312 amino acids. The record is from RefSeq and is a predicted model, not a curated record. Lineage: Eukaryota; Metazoa; Chordata; Mammalia; Rodentia; Cricetidae. The transcript has 9 exons. Gene Ontology annotation, molecular function: magnesium ion binding; 5'-nucleotidase activity.
GCCCACUGCCCCCAACCCAGCGCUACUUUAGCGAGACGACGCCUGCGCAGUGAGGCUGCGGGGCGGGCGCUGUCUUCGGAACCACCCACCAGGCGGUCGGCGCGAUGGCGGAGGAGGUGAACAGUCUGAUGAAGGCCACGGUCCUGAUGCGGCAGCCCGGGCGGGUGCAGGAAAUCGUGGGCGCCCUUCGCAGGGGCGGAGGAGAUCGCCUGCAGGUGAUCUCUGAUUUUGACAUGACCUUGAGCAGAUUUGCUUACAAUGGACAGCGCUGCCCCUCUUCCUACAAUAUUCUGGAUAACAGCAAAAUCAUCAGUGAGGAUUGUCGCAAAGAGCUCACGGCGCUCUUCCACCACUAUUAUCCCAUUGAGAUCGACCCGCACCGCACCAUCAAAGAGAAGUUGCCUCAUAUGGUACAGUGGUGGUCCAAAGCCCACAAUCUCCUGUGCCAGCAGAGGAUACAGAAAUUCCAGAUAGCGCAGGUGGUUGGAGAGUCCACUGCGAUGCUCAGGGAGGGAUAUAAGACGUUCUUCGACACACUCUACCAUAACAACAUUCCUCUUUUCAUCUUUUCGGCGGGCAUUGGCGAUAUCCUGGAAGAGAUUAUCCGACAGAUGAAAGUGUUCCACCCCAACAUCCACAUUGUGUCUAACUACAUGGACUUCAGUGAGGAUGUGAGCCACGCCUCGUCUGGGCUGCAAGAGAGGAGGGGUUUCCUGCAAGGCUUCAAGGGCCAGCUCAUCCACACCUACAACAAGAACAGCUCCGUGUGUGAGAACUCCGGUUACUUCCAGCAACUUCAGGGCAAAACCAACAUCCUCCUGCUUGGAGACUCCAUGGGGGACCUCACUAUGGCUGAUGGAGUUCCUGGGGUGCAGAACAUUCUCAAGAUUGGCUUCCUAAAUGACAAGGUGGAGGAGCGGCGGGAACGUUACAUGGAUUCCUAUGACAUUGUGCUGGAGAAGGACGAGACGCUAGACGUGGUCAAUGGGCUGUUGCAGCACAUCCUGCGCCAGGAGGACUGCAUGGAGCUCCAGGGCUCCUAAGCACCAAGGCUUGGACCAGGCCCUGCAGGCGCUGAUGGGGAGGAAGGAACGCCUGCCUACGAAGCGUCCUCUGUGAGCGCUGAGAGAAGUCUAGGGCAGUCACCAGCUGCUGGACCCUCCUCACCCCGACUCCUUCCCCAUGCCUUUGCCUUUCUCCUGCUAGGAAGCGGAUAGAGGGAGGCCCUGUCUGCAGGAGGGCAGCAAGUGUGCUUCCAAGUGAACCACGUACACAGCAUGCAUUCUGCAGACCAUCGAGCCCAAGUUUUCAGAGCUGGAAAUGCAGAUCGCUCAGUGGUGAAGCCUAGCAUGUGGUGGGCCCUGGGUCCCUUCCCCAGCACUGUAAAAAAAAGAAAAAGGGAAAGUAAAGCCGAAAUCAAGACAAA